Molecule: messenger RNA, 1960 nt
Organism: Ostrinia nubilalis (European corn borer)
Lineage: Eukaryota; Metazoa; Arthropoda; Insecta; Lepidoptera; Crambidae
Gene: Ufd1-like
Product: ubiquitin fusion degradation protein 1 homolog
Exons: 7
Coding region: 161-1078 (305 amino acids)
Cellular component (GO): VCP-NPL4-UFD1 AAA ATPase complex
Molecular function (GO): polyubiquitin modification-dependent protein binding
Source: RefSeq, a predicted model, not a curated record
GUGUCAUCAUCAUUUUACAAAUGUCAUCUUUGCUUUGGUUUACUGUGAAUGAUUUGAUUUGUUUAAUUUUUGUGUCUUCGUUUUCGUGCAGUUUAAUCUGAAUUUGCUAUUAAAUUUUAGUCUUAUUGUAGUCAACGGGUCAUAAAUAACUUGUGUGAAAAUGUUUGGAUUCAAUGUUUUUCAAGAAAUAAGAAAUUUUAAUGUGACCUACAGAUGUUUCUCCGUGUCUAUGUUACCUGGUAAUGAGAGGCAAGAUGUAGAAAGAGGAGGCAAAAUAAUAAUGCCCCCAUCAGCUUUGGAGCAAUUAACCAGAUUGAACAUAGAAUACCCCAUGAUAUUUAAGCUGACCAAUAAGAAGACUAAGAGAGUCACGCACUGUGGAGUGCUAGAGUUUGUUGCUGAUGAAGGAAAAGUCUAUUUACCACACUGGAUGAUGGCGAACUUAUUGCUGGAGGAGGGUGCUUUACUACAGAUAGAGAAUGUGUCACUGCCUGUAGCAACAUUCUCAAGAUUCCAGCCUCUUUCUGAAGACUUUUUAGACAUAACAAAUCCUAAAGCAGUCUUAGAAAACUGCCUGAGGAAUUUCUCAUGUCUAACUUCAGGAGAUGUGAUAGCUAUCAAAUACAAUUCAAAGGUUUACGAGCUGUGUGUUUUAGAAACCAAACCGGGCAAUGCUGUUAUUAUUAUUGAGUGUGAUAUGAAUGUAGAGUUCGCGCCUCCAGUAGGCUACAAAGAGGAGCGUCACGUCUCAAAGGGUGAGAGUGGCGCGGACGGCAUGGACGAAGACCCCGCUGGUAUGAUGCCGGAGCCGAGCGGCUUCGUGGCCUUCAGCGGGGAGGGAAACAGGCUGGAUGGGAAGAAAAAGAAGCUUACCAGCGAGAGCGAAUCGGAACCUUCGAAUUCUAGACAGGCAUAUGUGAGAGGUAUACCAGACUACGACUUCGUUAUUGGCACCCUGAGGUUCAUCAGAAACUCGCGGCCAACUACUGCGACGCAAGAGGAAACGCCAGUGGAGCCAUUCGAAGCCUUCAAGGGUGAAGGGUUCACAUUACGGACUGCUAAAACCAAGAGCGACUAACGAAAAAGUUACUGAUUUAAGAUGUUAAAUACCCUAGCCAGCGCCUAAAACCUGUCACGAAAAAAUAGUACUUAAAACGCCGUAUAAGCACUUUUGCUCGGAGCCGCGCGAUGAACGAAUAUUCAAUAUUACAAAGAAUAUGGUCUGUGAAAAAAUGCUUUCACGACUUUAAAGGUACACGGCUAUUGGCCCGCGCUAGACGCACCGCACGCAUAUAUUUAAUUUCUUUAAUUUGCUUUGUAUGACUGAUUUCACAUAGUGCUGCGUAAAUGCCAGCGUUAACAUACAAAGCAAAGAUCUCCUUUGCAUGCCGUGCUUGCGGUGCGUCCAGUGCGGGCCAAUGCAUGCGUACCUUAACAAGGAUAGGAUGUAUUAUUUCUUCAAAAGUAAAAAAACGUACUAAAACAAAGAUAAAUGAAAAUAACAAUUGAUUGUAGUUGUAUCUUUGCCCUAUAAAUUAUUAUAUGAGCUAGCUGCAUCCACUCCUGUGCUUGUUUUUAACCGAUUGAGUCCCAGACGGCAUUAAUUAAUGUCAUAACAAUUGAUUAUCUAUUGUGUCUAGAUUCGCGGAGCUUGAAGGAUUAAUCCUCGACUAAAGCUAGUUGCCUGUUUGCAUUUUAAAAAGUAGGUAAACUCAGUCAUAUCAUAUGCAUUUGAAAUAAAACUGUAUGCCUGUGCUUUAAGGUCUACUUCUGAAUACUAAGACUUAUGUAUGUAUUAAAUAUUUUCACCAUAUUACGCAUAUGGGCGUGUACUUGGUUGCUACUUUUGGGACACCUUUUAGCCGAGAUUUCGUGUGCAUAGGGUAUUUAAUAUCGUUGGUAUACUAAUAGAUAAGAUUUUUACUUUAUCUGAAAUAAAAGUAUAGUAAUGUUAAGAAAA